GUCAAAAACGAUUUUCUUACACAAAAAUUUUUACUGAAGAAAGCGCACGGCCUCCAUUCUUUGCAAUGGAGCGUUUUGCAAUAAAAAUUGAUAAAACUCUUCGGGCAAAUCUUUAUAAAAUUUGUCGCCUCUGCGGUAUCGAUAAUCCGGACAAAAUAAAAGUUCGUGACGAUGCGAAUAUUGUUAAUUUAGAAGAUGGAGAACCCGAAUUAUGGAAGAAAGUUUUCGAUUGCAUUGGUCUGAUGAUAACCAAGGAUGACAAAAUGCCACAAUUUAUGUGUACUCUGUGCGUUGACAAGAUCAAUGAUUUUUUCGAGUUUCGCGAAAUGUGCUAUGCUACCGAUGGACAAACUCGCAAGCUUCUUGGAAUCAAAGCAGAACCUAAGAUUAAGGCCCCAGCAAUUGUUCCCUGUUCUUCGGUUGAUCUCAAAUGCGAAGACAUCAAAGAACCCCUUCCAGAAGUAACACCCCUGCGAGCUGGUCGAAAGCGUCGAAAUGCUGAUAUGGAAGUUAUUACAAAGGACAUCAAAAUUGACAUAAAUGAUGAUAUUAAACCAUCCACAACCAAUAUUCCAACCAGUUCCGCCACCAAAAAGAAACGCAUCAAAUUAAGUAACGCCACUGAAACAGAAACUAAAAUCGAACCAGGCACCGGCACAGGCAGGCAACCAAAAAAAGAACCUGCUCCAAGAGUAACACCAAAAUCAGAACCGCUUGGGAAGAUUGCGUUAUCCAAAAAACGCCUCAAAGCUGAACCAAUAGUCAAAGAGAAUAAAAAAGAUACAAGAUCUGCGAAACUAACAAAAAUCAUGAAAAAGAAACUCAAAGUCGAGGUACCAACAGAAGUAUUACUGCCAGAACCAACAAAGAAGAAAAAAGUCGAACUUAUCAAACUGAAAAAACAGCUUGUUGUGAAGGCGGAAAAGCUUAAAAAAGGAAUGUUGGAAACCAAAAUAAAAGAGGAGACACCAAUAACUUCAGAUCCACAACCUGCCCUGGCCCCCGCCGCGUCUUCAAAAAUUAACCCCAAAUUAAAAUUAAAGUGCAUGAUUUGUAGUGAAGCAUUCGUUAACAAACUUAAUCUUGAUAAGCACGUCAAAGCAACCCACAUCCCAACCAUACAGCGAUAUCAUUGUGUCCAAUGUAACGAAACUCUCAAAAAAAAUAUGGAAAUCAAGAAUCACAAUUUGUGGCACAAGCUCUCGAAGACACCGUUUAAAUGUGGAAAAUGUUCUGAGACUUCUUGCAGCAUAUACACCUACACUAAACACAUCAGAGAUUGUAGUCCAAUUGCCUAUCUCGACACCCACAUUCCCGAUUGGCAUUGCCCCGAUUGCAGCGGCAACUAUGAGACCACUUACCUCUUCAAUAUUCAUUCUUGUGUUUCGAAGGGAUUAGUCUGUCCGGGAUGUGAAAAAUCUCUCAAGUGGAAGGAGGACUACUUAAAACACAUUCCAACAUGCGCUGAAGCGUUCCAGCGCAUUCCCCCCUACAUGACAUCAAAUAUUCAAGUCAAAAACGAGGCUGAACUCCCAACAUCACCCAUUCCGCCGCUUAAUACAAUUGCUCUGCCGACGACGACAAUUCCAAGCGUUACAGUACAAUCGACAUCAUCUGCGCGUGUCUGCCCGCCUCAGAUGGACUCAAAUCAGUGCGUGGUUAUUCCAGGCAAUAUUUCUCUGCAUGACGAGGCUGGGUCAUCAUCGCCCUCGAAGAGCAGUCGCAAAGGUAAACGCAUCACAAAGAAGGACUUGAAGCGGUUCGAUAAGCUUCUGAAGAGCACAAUGACAACUUUGGUGAGCAUCAAACACGAGCCAACUCAAGGAGAAGAUCCUUCCCUCGCUGAUGAUGACAAACCUUCUUCGUCAGAGGUGAAGGAUCAAUCUGAACCACCGCCACUAGAAUCGCCUCCUGGGUCCCCGAUGCCGUGCGGUGGUGACGAUUUCCAUCACAAUGGCGAUGACUCUGACAGCGCCGAUGAACAAACCCCCACCAAACCUGUCGGAACAAUCAAACAGGAGAUAAUCGACGAAGGCUACAGAGAUUUGUACAACAACAUCGAGGUAAACAUCAAACAUGAAAUAGAUGUGAACAAAACUACCGAGGAAGAGGCGACGCAUAAAAAGACAGAUGAAGAUUCAACAUCCCCACUUGCACCCAAGCCAAUUCUCAAGCUCAAGAUAACCAAAGAGCAUGGGACACUGAACUCGAUUCUCAUGGAUUCACCGAAAAGUGAGAAAAAGAAGAAGAAGAAAAAGCGGAAGGAAGACCGAAAUAAGUCGCCUGAAAAGGACGAACGAAGUAGUGCGGCUAAUGAUACUUCCGCGACGGCAGCAGUUACGGUUAAUAAUGAAGUUCCAGUUGAGAUCAACCUUCCAGAAAAUGAACAUCUUGCACUUGUUUCGAAUAAUCCAGUUGUUUCGGAAGUGGCUGACGAGGAGCCACCAAUGCCAUUACCAGAAAUAAUCAACAUUAAAAAAGAAAUAAACAUACCCGAAGAAGAUGAAGGAGAGAAGAAAGAGGAUCAGGAGGCAUCUAGUCAAAAUACUCCAAGUAUUAUUGCAGCAACGAGUGGUUCCUUGCAGAUAUCAUGUGUUUCCGAGGGUGUAAUAUUUACUAGAUCUGAUGAAACCGAAGAAUCAAUGCCACAAGAAACACCAUAUUCUUCUGAAGAACAUGUAAACUUGACACCUGAGGAACCGCCUGCUGAUUGGGUGGAACCAAUUCCUUCCAUGGAGUUGUCUCUUUCAUCAAAAGAAUUUACUUCUUUACCUCUUGUUGAUGGUGCUUCUUCUCUUGUUGAAUAUCCUACCACUCAAGAAACUGAAGAAGAAGAAAUUGAUAUUAAGCCACGUUUAGAAGACCUCAUACCCAUGCUACAAAUAGCCAGUGUGACUUCGGGAGCAGAAGUCGUGGAAAAGCCUAUUCGGAAACCAGUGAAGAGGAAGCGACGGCAACCAACUGCUCCCAAAUCAAACCCAGUGCCGAAAAUUGUGUCCGUUUCCAGUGGUAAUGAGGUUGCUUCUUAUCAUCCUCAAUCUGAUGUCUCGUCAGCAGACGAGGCUGGCGAAGAUUUCAGCAAGAAGAGAGCUGAGAAUAAUGAGAAUAACUUUGACUUUAGUCAAGUGAGCAUCAAAGAGGAAAUCGUUGAUCCUGCGUAUGAAGAACAUCAAGAGGAAAGAGAGGAGAACGAAGUGGAAGAAGAUAUAGCAGAAGAUGAUGAAGAUGAAGAAGAAAAAGAGGAGGACGAAGAAGAAGAAGAAGCUGAGAAGGAUAAUGAAGAAGCUGAGAAGAAUGAAGAAGAAGAAGCUGAGAAGAAUGAAGAAGAAGAAGCUGAAGUUGAAGCUGAAGAACAACAAGAAGUAGAAGAAGAUGUACAGAUGGAAUCAGUAAUUUCGAAGAAACAAGCUGAAGAGAAUGCGUACAUUGCCAAUAUCGAUUUCAAUAAUCUGACCAUUAAACAAGAAAAGGAGUACAUUGAUGAUGGUUUAGAGAAUUCUGUUUAUGAAGAACUUGAAGACAAUGAGGAAGACGAAGAAGAAGAAGACGACGAUGAAGAUGAAGAGUGCAGUGACAACGAUUCAGAAGAGGUUAGCAGUGAUGAUGAUUCCAACAAGAGUGAUUCUGAAUCUGAACGGGAAUAUCGUGAUUUACCUUCAGAUGACGAACAACAGGUGGCAACAACAAUUGCCGUUGUCAAGGAGAAGGAAACACCACCAACUUCCCAGCCACAAUUGGGCUUACAAAUUCUCACAGUUCACAGUGAGUUUAAUUGUCCUCAAACAAGUAAAAAGACUGAAUCAGAAGAAAAGAGUUCUGAUGACAAAUUGAGUUUAAAUUCAACCACCACCGAGCUUCUGGAAACUGAGAAAAAAGUUAUUGAUUUGAAUGAGUGCCAAUCAAAACCAGAAAGUUUUGGCAUCACGAAAAAUGAAAAUCUUACUGAAGGUCUUAUGGAAGUUGAUUGCGAACUUCAGACAACAUCAAAUUUAAAGGAUUUGAAAACAACGAGUGAAACUGAAAAGUCGAUAAUUUAUGGAGAAUCUCCCCAGCCUCCUCGAAUUGAAUUAACUUGCGUUGAAAGUACAGAUCAAACUUUAAUUUCCUGCCCGAACAAUUUAGACACUUUCGACAAAGAGGAUGAGAGAAAUAAAACGUAUGUUACAGAAACUAAUCUAGAAUCUCAAAAAUCGACAGAGUUAAAGAUCCUAAACGAACCAUCUUCUUGUGGGACAAAUUUGGAAAGCACUAAUUUAGCCAAAGUCUGUGAUGAUUUAGAAAAUAAAGUGAAUGAACCUAAUCCAUGCUCUUACAAUGAAGAACCUGCGCUGCUAUCUCAAGAAGAAGUUCCCAUGGAAAUGAAUAGUCAAGAAACUGCAAUGACAAAUGAUCUAGAUCGAGGCUUAUACCCUGAAGUUUCAAAUGCCAGCUCUACGAGUGGGUUAGAAUCCCUAGGAGUUAUGGCUUCGACAGACACUGAAAUACAAAGUGUUAACAAUGAUCAAGCUACUAGUGAUGUUCUUAUGAUCGGUUCUAAUAAUCCCUUCCAGUCAAUUGGUGAAGUUUUUGACGUAGAAACAGCAGCGAUUCAAAAUGCAAACGCCUACCAAGACACUGAAGUGAAAGAAAGCGGAAAGUUGCCUAAUUUUUCCCAACUCACAGGAGCUGGAUUAUGCCCGUCACAAGAGUAUUGUCCGGUGGGUUUAGUUGAAGCAGACAUCAGCUGUCCAACUCCAGAAACAGCUGCAGCAGGAGAAAAUCUAUGUGAACUCCAACCAUUGAAUGAUGUGCAACUCAACUCUCCAGUUAUUUCCACACCAGUACACGCUUUAAUAGAUUCUCAUCUACCUGGAGCUCUCAAUAGCUAUUCCUCCAUUGAUGAUCACAUAAGUUAUAAAGGCGAUAUGGGGCCUCCACAAAACCCUCUCCCAACAAAUCUGAGUGCACCAACAAAUCACACUCCAAAUGCAUUUGAAAAUACCACAACUCUUCUUGAUUUAGGACAUUCUCUUGGCAAUUCUAUUCCAAACAUGGAACCCUCAUAUAACCACCAUGACACACAAGAAGUCACUCCAAAUUCGCAGCUUACAAGUGAAUCUGGGUUUAACAUUCUGCCUCCGUCGCAUCCGCCGACAUCCCCGAUGGAAUUUCAACAAUUUAGCACCCCAGGUUCAAGUUAUACGACGACGGCGGCGGCGGUGGCGUACAAUUGCACCAGCGAUCCAUCUAAUUACACCGACUAUCUCAGUCCACCAACUGCUGGACAGUUACAAACUUCCCUAGUCCAACAACCAGUCGUUGUGCACGAAUCACCUGAAAUGUCAUCCACGUCUCUGACUAACUUGUCCGUGCUUAGCGAAGAAGUCCAGAAUCUCCUUAACGAAGAUGCAGUUGCGGUUAACAAUUUUGAAUUCAACGAAAGCGUCUUAAGAUCACGAUCUGCUGCUAUAGCUCCACCUCCCAACUCCAAUCCCAAUCCAGAUCCUGUGCCCAUAUUCAAUGAUUUCGAGAACUUAAAUGAAAUUGCUGAAAACAAUAACAAUGCGAAUAUCGAGAGGGAAUUGCAGGAUGAGUUGGGGAAUGUUUUGGCUGAUGCCAUUGCCGAUCGAUCAAAUGAUGACGUUGUUGACGAUAAUAACGCUAUGAAUGAAAAUCGUGCUAAUUUUGAUAUCACAUAAGAAUAAUAUAUAAACGUACCGUGCAUACAUAAGUUUAAGUUUAGUGCCAGGCAGAAAAAUCCUUUUAGUUUUAAUUUUGUAGUGCAUAUAGAAAAGUCUCUUUAAACAAACAACAAACACAACAAAAUCUCAUAAUAGUUGCUAUAUAUUUUUGUUUAAUUUUUUAUUUUAUUAUUAUUUUAUUUUGUAGAAUUUUAUUGCUUUCGUUUUAAUUGUUUUCUUUUCCUUUUUUGUUUGUAUUAAAUGUUUAUGCAUAGCAUACCACAGCAUAUAUAUUUCACACAAAAGAAAAAUAAUUAAAAUAACAAAAAGAAAUAAAUGAUAAAUACAUUAAUCCAUUUAUAAUACAUUAUAAUUGUAAAAGCAUUUAGUGUUUUAAGAUGUAAAAGUAUUCAAUUUUAUAUUUCAAAUUAGUUUCAUUUUUAAA
Molecule: messenger RNA, 6105 nt
Organism: Eupeodes corollae
Lineage: Eukaryota; Metazoa; Arthropoda; Insecta; Diptera; Syrphidae
Exons: 5
Coding region: 66-5678 (1870 amino acids)
Cellular component (GO): nucleus
Molecular function (GO): zinc ion binding
Source: RefSeq, a predicted model, not a curated record